GUACCCUCCCGAAUGCUUCUGUACUUCUCGGCGGCCACCCCCUGGCCACCGCUGCUGGGCCCACAUGCUAGACAAUGGCUCUGAGUCCCCUGUGGCCCUCACACCCAAGGCCCUCCUGGUCAUCUCCAUCCCACCGGGCCCCAACCACGGGCCCCACCAGCGUCAGCGCUUCCGCCAGCCUCAGUGGCAGCUCCUGGACCCCAACGCCACAGCCACCCACUGGAGCGAGGCAGCCACGGAGCCCUGUGUGGACGGCUGGGCCUACGACCACAGCACGUUCAGCUCUACCAUCAUAGCCGAGGUGAGGUUAGGGCGGAAGUUGAGGCGGAGCUGGUGCUGCCUGCAGGUGGCUGAGGACACUAGUGCCAUCUUUGCCCCAGGUUUCCUUCUCUAUUGUGGCCUCCGAUUCUUCAGCGCUUUUGGAUUGGCCAGAAUCUUCCUGACCCCAGGACACUCAGCGAUGGUAGAGUGGACCACGACCCACAGGCGGGCUGUCACAGUGACGAUGCUGGGGUGCAGCUACAGCGCAGGCCACGUGGCCCUGGGUGGUCUGGCCUUUGCCCUGCGGGACUGGAGAGCCCUCCAUCUGGUCACAUCAGCACCCUUCUCUGCCAUCUUCCGGAUACCCUGGCGGCUGCCAGAAUCCACAUGAAGGCUAAUGAGUCCUGGCAAUCCGGACCGAGCCCUUCAGGAACUCAGAAACGUGGCCAGGAUAAAUGGCGUCAGGGAUGCCAAGAAGACACUGACCACAGAGGUGCUGAUGUGCGCCAUGGAGGAGGCGGUGGCCUCUGCAAGGGCCUUCCAGUCGCCGCUGGACCGGUUCCGCGUGCCCACACUCUGUAGGAGAAGCUGCUGUCUGUUAUCGGUGAGCUUCUCCCUCGUGAUCGCCUUCCCCGGGCUGGUCCACAACCUGCAGAACCUGGGAGACGCCGUCUUCCUCCUCCGGUCUCUCGGCGCCGUGGACUUGCCGGGCCGGGCCGCCAACAACUUCUCGCUCAAGUUCUUCGGCCGCCGCGUGACCCCGGCCAGCUCCAGGCCGCAGCGGGCCUCUCGUCCUGGCCCACGUGCUGGGCCCACAAGGCGAGGCCAGGGUGGCGAGCGGGAGCAGCCAGGGCGCCGCUUGACCGCCGGGGCCCAGCUUCCCUGCCCACGGCUUGGCUCUGCACGGACCCACCCGGGCCCUCCUUCCCCUCCCCCAUCCUCAAGGCUGGGCGGGCCCACUGUCCCAGCUCUGCCCGAGACUGUCACCAUUACAACCUUUGCCAUAUCAUCUCGGGAAUCCAAUCCCCAAGUAGCUGCUCCCUGUCUACCGGAGGAAGCUGAGGUUCAGAGUGGUGACGUCCACGUGCCCAAGAUCCCCUCCGCCUGCAGGUGUCCCAGCCAGGGGCUCGAGCCUGCCGGGGGGGCGGGCGGAGAAGGACCGGGGAGGCUGAGACAGGCGUUGGGUUUGCUGCAACAGGAGGCGGGAAAGGUGCCUGGAGGCCAGGCACCCAGCCGGAGCCUGUGGGCAGUCCCGGGGAAGGGCUGUUUCCGUGUGCGCCCAACCCGCUACCCUGUCUGCGAGGCUGAGCUCUUCCCAACCUCGCUGCGGAUGACAGCAGAUGGCUUCUUGCAAUUAGUAGGUCAGCCCGGGGCUAUGUGGGGCCCCCUGCUGGGUGUGCCCCCCCCACCAGGCCCGGCCCCUGCUGCCUGCCCUCUCCUAUAGUGCUCUCCCCAUCUUUCCAGUCUCGUCCUGCUCUUCCUUCCAGAGACUCAGGGAAUUCCGCUCCCUGCCACUACCCAGGACCUGGAGGAACAGCGAGGGACUCCCUCUCACACAGGGGUUCCGGGAGCCCAGAGGCACGAGCAAACUGAGCUGGCUGUGGCUGCCGCCUCCUCCGGGCGUCCGCCUGGAUUCAGCCCGCCCCGCAGGCCACCCAGGGACUGUCUGAGUCAUGGACAGCACAUCCUCCUGCUGGCCUUCCUCCUGCCUGGCCUGGCACCAGAGGCAGCUGCUGUCACCACAGGACCUCCCACCCUGCACCUGGACCGGGACCACUCGGUGACACCCCGGCUCUGCAGUGCAGCAGCCUCCCUUUCUGCGGGGUCCUCACCCCACGUCCUCGCUGCCCUCUCAUCUGCCAUCCCAGCCCUCCCCCUGCACCUGCACAGCCCAGCCGCCACACCUGUCUCCACCACCGUCACCAGGCCGAGCCCAACUCCCUGUCCACGCUUGACGCCCACGGGCACAGCCACCGUGCACCCGGCGGCCGGGGCAGAGCCGCAGGGCUGGGCAGCCUGCAUCCCCAUCUCGGCUGGGAGGGGAGCCGCCCACUGGUCGGCCGCAGCCAUCCGGAACGCUCCACGAUCAAGAAAUACACUUCUGCGGUGCUGGAAGCACGACUCCUUUGGGGUUCGCGUGGGGCAGCAGCCGGCAUCACCCUGGUGA
Messenger RNA from Phyllostomus discolor (pale spear-nosed bat), 2428 nucleotides. RefSeq names its product solute carrier family 22 member 11-like. The record is from RefSeq and is a predicted model, not a curated record. Lineage: Eukaryota; Metazoa; Chordata; Mammalia; Chiroptera; Phyllostomidae.